AUGUCUUUAGUAAGUUCAAUGGAUAACAUGGCAUGUAAUAAAGGGCAACAUGUGAGAAAGGCGAAGAAGAAACAGGUGAAAGACGAGUUGGAUCGUCUUAAACAGGCUGAAAAGAAAAAGAGACGGCUGGAAAAAGCUCUGGCUACGUCUGCUGCCAUCAUAUCAGAACUAGAAAAAAAGAAACAGAAGAAGAAAGAAGAACAACAGAGACUUGAUGAAGAGGGGGCUGCAAUUGCGGAAGCUGUCGCUCUGCAUGUUCUACUCGGUGAAGACUCAGAUGAUUCAUAUAAGGUUGAGUGCAAGACUUGGGAUGAUUAUAAUCGUAAUCUUGAUUUCUUCAUGGGUGGGAAAAGAGCUUGUUUUCCGAAUCUAGAUGGAGGCACAUGGUCCGUCACCACUGAAAAUGGCAAGUGGUCUAUCUCAUCCGGGCCUUUCGAAAACAACAAUGUGCACGCUCCACCGUACGGAGAACCGGUAUGGGAUCCUACACGAUUCUCUGUUGACCUUAUAGCAGCACAAGCAGUUAGAUCACUCCAGAUUGCAGAGAAUGCAGAUGAGGAUAGGAUUCUAUUCUAA
This is a messenger RNA of Lathyrus sativus (Indian pea), 576 nucleotides long. The record is from the annotation of a GenBank genome assembly. Lineage: Eukaryota; Viridiplantae; Streptophyta; Magnoliopsida; Fabales; Fabaceae.